GCAAAAUAAAAGCACAUCAUUUGGCAUACAUAUGUAUACAUGCCAAAGUACAUACAAACGCGCGUACUUCCCUGUUGGCUGCUUUCCUACGGCGUGCCGCCUAAUUUUCCCUGCUUGCUUUGCCCCCUCGAAGCAUGAUUCACUUCGUGCUGCUCAUCAGUCGGCAGGGGAAAACGAGGCUAGCGAAAUGGUACAUCCCAUUGUCGCAAAAGGAGAAGGCGAAGAUAAUUCGGGAGACGUCCCAGAUUACGCUGAACAGGACGCCCAAGCUCUGCAACUUUGUCGAGUGGAGGGAGUACAAGCUCGUGUUUAAAAGAUACGCCAGCCUCUUCUUCAUCGCCUGCAUCGACAAGGGAGAUAACGAGCUAAUUACGCUCGAAAUAAUCCACCACUACGUUGAAAUUUUGGACAAGUACUUUGGCAAUGUGUGCGAACUGGACUUAAUAUUUAACUUUCACAAGGCGUAUUACCUCCUGGACGAGAUCCUCGUGACGGGGGAGCUGCAGGAGAGCAGCAAGAAGAACAUCCUGCGAGUGGUCUCCGCGCAGGACUCCCUGAUGGAGGACACCAAGAGUAGCAAGAAGCUGGGCUCGCUCAUUUGA
Messenger RNA from Plasmodium vivax (malaria parasite P. vivax), 602 nucleotides. Its product is annotated as clathrin assembly protein AP19, putative. The record is from RefSeq and is a predicted model, not a curated record. NCBI's taxonomy places the organism in Eukaryota, Apicomplexa, Aconoidasida, Haemosporida, Plasmodiidae. Gene Ontology annotation, molecular function: clathrin-cargo adaptor activity. Gene Ontology annotation, cellular component: intracellular membrane-bounded organelle; AP-1 adaptor complex. Bases 135 to 602 code for a protein of 155 amino acids. The transcript has 2 exons. Gene Ontology annotation, biological process: protein transport; vesicle-mediated transport.